Messenger RNA from Lolium rigidum, 1478 nucleotides. RefSeq names its product F-box/FBD/LRR-repeat protein At1g13570-like. The transcript has 3 exons. The record is from RefSeq and is a predicted model, not a curated record. The coding region runs from base 39 to 1442 and encodes 467 amino acids. Gene Ontology annotation, molecular function: protein binding. Lineage: Eukaryota; Viridiplantae; Streptophyta; Magnoliopsida; Poales; Poaceae.
GCCGCAUCUCCACUCCACUGAUCCACUCCGUUCCGGCCAUGGGUGCCUUGGCCAAGAAAAUCUUGGGUUGGUUUCCCUGCGUUCGCAAUUGCGUCGCAAGUGCUGCCUUGGGCCACGACGACGACGACGAGGAGGACCGCAUCAGCGCCCUCCCCGACGACCUCCUCCGCAGCAUCAUCUCGCUCCUCCCCGUCAAGGACGCCGCCCGAACCGCGACCUUGGCUUGCAGGUGGCGCCAUCUCUGGCGCUCGACCCCGCUCUUCCUCAACGACAAGGACCUACUUCCCUCCGAGGUCACCCGCGUCCUCGCCGACCACCCGGGCCCCUUCAGCACGGUAGAAAUCAUCCGCUGCAGGUUCGCUUCCCACGAGCGUGCGCUCGCGGAGUGGGCUCGCCUACUCGCCUCCAAGGGCGUCCAGGACCUCGUCCUCGCCAACGGCAUCGACCAACUCACCGUGGACGACCGCGUCCGGCCCCCCGUGGACAUCCUCCGCUGCGCCUCGCUCCAGCGACUCUUCCUUGGUUUCUGCACGUUCCCUGACACCGCCGGCCUUCCCCGCGGCGCCGACAUCUUUCCCCACCUCCACGACCUCGGCAUGUGCAUGAUCACCAUCAGCGACUGGGAUCUCGACUACAUUCUCGCCUGCUGUCCGGUUCUGAACCAGUUCGCCUUCGGACACAAUACCCUGCCCAAUCUUCUCCACCUCCGCGGCAAAAAACAACUCCAGUGCGUCACCCUCUGGAAUUCCACGGCGGAAGAGGUUGCCGUGGUGGACGCCCCGCUCCUGGAGCGGCUCUUCUUGCUGGUUGAGCCUUGUGGAUGUGAUGGGAGUACUGUGAUGCUCAAGAUUGCUUCUGCACCUACCCUGCGGGUGCUCGGCUACUUGGAGCCAAGAUUUCACAGCUUGCAGAUAGGUGAAAAUGUGAUCAAGCCUGGCACGAUGCCGACCCCAACCACAGUGGUUCCAGGCAUCAAAAUAUUGGCCUUUAAGGUCAAUUUUGGUGUCCUGCAGGAGGUUGAGAUGCUGGUGACCUACCUCAGAUGCUUUCCCAACAUUGAAACACUGCACAUCGAGUCUUUAACUGAACCCACCGGAAGGAACCAUGCGGAGUUCUGGCAGGAGAUCACUACUGUUGAAUGCAUCAAGUCACAUGUCAAGAAGAUGGUUGUCCAUGAAUAUAGAGGGGAUCAAAGCGAACUUGAAUUCCUCAAGUUCAUCUUCACAAGUGCGCAGGAGCUGCGGACUCUCUAUGCUCUGGCAGAUGAUGAAACCUUCACUACGCUGGCCAACACUACUGACAUGACAAGCAAAUUGGGGACUCUCUCACUUCUAGCAUGGCGGCGUGACUGUAAGGUGAUGCUGCUAGGCCCUAAUUCUCGGAAUGAGCUGAGCAUCCAGAAAGCAUCUGAUCUUACUGUCGACGACCCUUUUCACUGGUGAACCUGAGGCCGUCUAUAUAUUGGCAUGAUCCAAAGC